Molecule: messenger RNA, 489 nt
Organism: Emiliania huxleyi CCMP1516
Lineage: Eukaryota; Haptophyta; Isochrysidales; Noelaerhabdaceae
Exons: 2
Coding region: 1-489 (162 amino acids)
Source: RefSeq, a predicted model, not a curated record
AUGGCCGAGGCUCGCAGCACAAUGGGCGCCGCUGCCAUUCCUGCCGCAAAGCCACUUGCGACCUACGACGACGCGAUUCAGUCGCAGCGCAUUAUGACCGCGUUCUUCGAGCUCGAGAUCACCGGCGACUUUGAGGCGCUCAAGGCGGCAGUGAAUGAGUGGACGGCCUGCGAGCGCAGCAAGUGCCCGGGCACAAAUGCGCAGGAGUUCUACAUUAGUGGCGACAAGAAAAAAAUGUACCUCCUCGAGACCUUCGACGACGAGGACGCGCAGGUGCAACACAAAUGGGCGCAUCACUGCAUGGCCUUCGCCGACCCGGCUCUGACAGGAACAGGGUUCGCCUCGAUGAACAAGCAUGUGAAGUGGAUCGGCUGGAAGUACUUUGGGAAUCUGACGCCGGCUGUGAAGGAGCGCAUCCCGCCCAUCGAGGCCGCGCUCGGCAUUCAGUGCACGAUUUUCCCUGCCCUCGGAGGCUUCCGGAAGAAGUGA